Molecule: messenger RNA, 600 nt
Organism: Cooperia oncophora
Lineage: Eukaryota; Metazoa; Nematoda; Chromadorea; Rhabditida; Trichostrongylidae
Source: the annotation of a GenBank genome assembly
AUGGACAACAAUGCAAAGGUGUUCCAACGAGUACGUCAUGAGGAAUCUGAGGCCGAAGUCGAUGAAGAAGUGGAUGUGUUGAUGUCGUCGGAUAUCGUUUCAGCUCAGAUGUCAACGAAAACGAAUCACUUUUCGACAAGCGAGCAAAUUGGUGACUAUAAUGUCAAUUUCUAUCUGGUAGAAGGAAUGAGAUUAGUAUCACGAAAGAGACGGGAGCAUCUGACUGCUGAUGAUAUUAAAAAGAACAAAUCUUUCAUGCAAUCGUUGGCAAGUGGUGCUGCUGUGGGUGAUGAGGAUUUCAAGAGCCUUCAACAUCGGAAGUCGUUAGCACCACCUGGUCGAAUGCCAACAACUUGGGAGGAAUAUGUGGGUGCCGCGCCUGGAGCCGCCCCACCUCUCGGAAGGGCACAAAUCUUGAAACAGAAUGAAAAACAAUUCACCGCUCUUAUUGGAAUGAGCGAAGAUUUCCCCAUGGGAAUAGAUGUUCUUCUCGAUAUUCUCGAAAUUGUCGCACCAUUUAAGCAUCUCGAUAAAUUGCGGCGUUUCUGUGAAGCAAGACUUCCGCCUGGUUUCCCUGUGCGUGUAGGUAUGUCCCCUUAA